Messenger RNA from Serendipita indica DSM 11827, 450 nucleotides. The record is from the annotation of a GenBank genome assembly. NCBI's taxonomy places the organism in Eukaryota, Fungi, Basidiomycota, Agaricomycetes, Sebacinales, Serendipitaceae.
AUGAGCGGGUCGACAAACAAUCCACCGCUGGCGUCGGUUGAUUCAAAGGCGGCAGAGCCAGAACUGUCGUCUCCUCCGACGAUUACGGACCAGGAGAUUGGCGAAUUUCGUGAGCAAGACCGAGUGUUACCGAUUGCCAACAUUGCGCGCAUAAUGAAGAAUAGUGUGCCAAUGACGUCCAAGAUUUCAAAAGAGGCCAAGGAGGCUGUUCAAGAAUGUAUUUCCGAGUUUAUCAGCUUUAUCACAUCCGAAGCGGCGGAAAAGUGUCACGACGAGAAGCGAAAGACUAUUGGGGGCGAGGAUGUACUGUAUGCAAUGAUGUUGCUCGGGCUUGAACAGUAUGUCGAGCCGCUCAAGAUCCAUCUGGCCAAGAUGCGGGCGCCGUCAGCAGCAAACGGAAUCGAUGCUGAGCCUCAAGAAGACGAGCAAGGGGACACGUCAAUGUCUUAG